Messenger RNA from Hyaloscypha bicolor E, 902 nucleotides. RefSeq lists its product as uncharacterized. The transcript has a single exon. The coding region runs from base 114 to 569 and encodes 151 amino acids. The record is from RefSeq and is a predicted model, not a curated record. Lineage: Eukaryota; Fungi; Ascomycota; Leotiomycetes; Helotiales; Hyaloscyphaceae.
CCGAUCAAACUCAGCAACGUAAUCUAUUUGUAUUACAAUGAAAAGGGAACAUCCCACUCACAUUCCUCCCGUUCACACCCCUCGGCGCCAGGCGGUCCCCACAACACAACACCAUGCCACCUCACUCUGCCUGCAUCUCUCAGCUCCUUUGUUCUAGCAGCAUGUGCUUCCCCCAGCACGCGCUGCAACACCAAAACCUCCUGUCUCGAUCUCGAUUGCUGCAUCUGCGCCAUCUUCCGGUCUCGGAACUCAUCGUGUCUUUGGUUGAUCUCGGAGAUCUUGAAGCUCGGGUGGCACGCAGCACAGCUGUCAUCAAUGCGCUGGAGAGGGCCGUGAAUUCUGUCUUGAGGACAAGGCCUAAGGUCUCGUUGUGCAGCAGCUUGAUGACAGUAGGAUAUGUAGUGGUUCAGAGCGUGCCCGCAGCUCAUGAUGGUGACGGUCCCUUGGCACAUUGUGUCUUUGCUUUCGUUUUCCGUGGGGUUGAGUUGGGAUGUUGGAUGUUUAAUGCCGAAUGGACAUUUAAUUCUGCUUCUUCAGUAUGGGUUGAUCCUUCUGUUCGCAUGUUGUAGCUGCUUCUUUGUUCUCGAAUCUUGGACAAUGGACUUGACUCAAAGCGAACAAAGAAGAUUUUCCACUUCACGAUAAAGAAAGCACUGCCUUCUAUGACUGGAAGUGAUGGUUUGAUUUCUUUGUUCGGGAGGCUCUAGGGUCAUAUUGUUGGCAUCUGCAUCAUCGGUCGGGCUAGAAAUACAUCAUCCCAAGUUCCUGAUAUGCUGCAAGUACCAGGAAUUUGGGGUCAGGAAGGAGAUUGUUCGAGCAGAGGGAGACACCGAGUUUGGCUAUCUGGUUGACUGCCCGUGGAGAGGUCCGUCUUCAACGACCCUUCAUCUCAAGAACCAACU